Molecule: messenger RNA, 1491 nt
Organism: Symbiodinium sp. CCMP2456
Lineage: Eukaryota; Dinophyceae; Suessiales; Symbiodiniaceae
Source: the annotation of a GenBank genome assembly
AUGGUAGAGUCACAGGAGCAAAAUGCUUCGAGACUCUCAUUGCUGCAGCGUCACCGUGAGGCGCGGGAGCGGCUGGCCGAAGUCAGCAAGCUCCAGGGCCAAGGCCAAGCUGGAAGCGAAGUCGACGGCUCACACGGAGUCCCUUUGGCCGCCCCUGCGCCUACAACGGAUGCCCCGAAGUCGGCGUCUGCCGCAGCCUGCUUCUCCCACUCGCAGUCGCAGGAGGUGCUGGCGGCAUCGAUUGCCGCUGCAAGCUCUCAUUUCCAUUCAUCGCCCCUGCAGACACCCCUCGCGCCCUCGAACUCUGGAGCAAGCAAAGCGAGCAACCUCCCAAGGAAAAGGCCACUUUCAGCCUUUCCGAGCCGUGCAACGGCAUCUCCAGUCUGCCAGCGUCCCGCAUCUGCCAUCGGUGUGCGGGAGCGCUUCACCCAGGUGGCCCAGGAUGGCGAUGCCCCGUUGUGGCGGCCUGAAGGCAAAGGGCACGAAACAGAGAAGGCGGGCCAAAGCAGUGACGCCGCCAAGCUGAUGGAACAUCUGCCCAGCCAGGGGCCGGAUCUGGUGCUUUCGGCAAUUCAAGGUCGUUUCGGUCCGCCACCACCGCUGCCUCCAUUGCCUCCCGAGCUUGCUCGGAAGGAGCCGUCUCCAGAGUCACAGACAGCUGCAUCCAGCCAGGAAGAGGAUGAUUUCACUGCCGAGGAGCGGCGGCUCGAGCAGGAAUCCGAAGAGGCGUUGAACCAGUUGGAGGCUCUCGAUGCUGCAGUCGACGCCUUGCGCUUCAAGUUGGAGGUCUCUAGAGAUGACCUCGAGUCGUCCGGGGAAGAGUUGCAGCAGCUGCGCUGUGCCGCCGAAAGUUGGGCCAAGGCAGCUGAAGAGAGCCGCCGAGAGCUGCGUGAUCGGGAGCAGCGACUGGAGGAGCUCUUGGCAGUGCUGCCAGGAGUGGAAGAGGCCUUUGGUCCCAGCGAGGAGAAGGAGCCGCACAAGUCUACACUGGCGGACGAGAGGGUGUGUGUCCUUGGAAAGCAGACGGACCGGUUGCAGGAGCAGGUUCUUUGCCAGCAGCGCUUGCUCGCCGAGCGCCUCGAGGAGCGGCGGGCUCUCGAGGCGCAGCUGGAGGGCCUCGUGCGGGACCGCGACGAGCAGAAGUCGGUGCAGCAGAAGGCGAGAGGAGCCCUCCGCUCUACCGAGGCGCAGCUCAAAGUGAAAGAAGAGGAGCUAGCAACAGCUUCACGACGGUGUCAAGACCUGCAGCGUCAUAGUGUGCGCAUGCGUGGGGAGGUUCGAGGUUUGAAAGCUCGCUUGGCCGCUUGUGAGCCUGCUGCGGACACACACAACAAGGCACCCGCGCCCGAGCCAGGCGACGAGUCCAGGGGCAGCGAGCAGAGACGCCGAAUCAGCUUGCGACUGCAGCAUGAGGUUGUGGAGCUGUGGAAAGCGUUGCAGAAGUGCAAAGAGGAGGCCUGUGAGUGUAUAGCUCCGCUUGCCCUUCGCUGA